This is a messenger RNA of Ixodes scapularis (black-legged tick), 795 nucleotides long. RefSeq lists its product as uncharacterized. The coding region runs from base 1 to 519 and encodes 172 amino acids. Lineage: Eukaryota; Metazoa; Arthropoda; Arachnida; Ixodida; Ixodidae. The record is from RefSeq and is a predicted model, not a curated record. Gene Ontology annotation, molecular function: zinc ion binding. The transcript has 4 exons.
AUGUACGACAUCACGAUUCAGCUGAAUCCCGUGUCGCGCGAGAUCGUCGACAGCACUUGCAACUGCCGCUACGGCGCCCGCGGCGACUGUAAACACGCCGCCGCGGUCGCCUUGUUCGUCAGCGAGGAUGAAGUUGCGACGUGCACGAGUCUUCCUCAAGCUUGGGGAAAGCCGUUGGGAAAGCCAACACUGAAGGACAAGGCUCCCAUCAGUGAACUUUUUGGAGAAGACCGGGUGUUUGCUGGAGGGAGGCCACCAGCUCGUUUCCCGCCAGCUUAUAUUAUAAGCCACUUCGACGGCAUAAACUCACCGUUCACAAAUGUGCUAAAACAGAUGAACAGGUGCCAAGUGGACCUGGAGUGCGAGAGAUUACUUCAGGACAUGGUGGGUGCAGCCGUUGGGAUAGUGGAGGAACUGACCGUGCUGGAGCUUCUCCCAAGUGCAGAGAUGCCAGCGUACCAUACCCUAGAGCCCCCUGAGCUUGUGUAUGGCCACACUGCAGCAGUCGAAGUGUGCUAGGUAAGGUCUUUUAGUGUCUUCAAUGAUUUUUUUUCUUUGCUAUAGCAGGCAUAAGGCAACUCAAUUGUUAUUUACACUCCAAGCCAUAAGAAGCCUGCAACAAAUCCUUAUCUUUUGCAAUUCUAAUAAAAAUGCAUUUCACACCUCUACAGGUGGUACAAGGAGCGGAAAGUGCGAAUCACGAGCUCCAUGGCGCACACCAUUUUGAGAUCCAGGAAGACCCCCGAGGACCUCUCCAAGAGCCUGCUUGGUGCAAAAUGGUUUUCAUGUGAUGCU